Molecule: messenger RNA, 1321 nt
Organism: Rotaria sordida
Lineage: Eukaryota; Metazoa; Rotifera; Eurotatoria; Philodinida; Philodinidae
Source: the annotation of a GenBank genome assembly
UGUAAAACGUUGGCGGAUACAAUUUGUUCUUUCAAUUACAAUUUUUGUUUUUGCAUUAUCAACAGCUAUUCUUAUGAUUGUUGAUAGCGCAACUGAUGGACAUAUAAAACCAAAAGAUUUUAAACCCAAACAUAAAAAUGAUUUUAGUUAUUAUGGUAAAUAUCGUACUGAUGUUAUUAUACCAAUUUAUUGUAUAUCUGGUAUAACACUUGGAAUGGUUGAAUCGAUUCGACGUGUUAUUCCAGUUAAUAUUGUUGGUGGUAAUAUAAUUAAAUUACGAAAAAUGAAUGCUAUAGUUCAUAUUUUCUAUGAAUUAUCAGGUGUUGGUGGAGCCUUAAUAACUGGUCUUGUAUUAAUUCCUCGUUUAGGAAAUAAUUAUGCAUUUCUUAUAACACCUAUUUUAUUUACAAUAUCAGGAUUAAUUUGGUUAUUGAUUCGUUCAGUUCGUGAAAAACCAAACAAUGUCAAAAGUGAGCAUGUACCAUAUAUAAAACAAUCAAAAUUAAAUUUUAUUAAAAGAAUUACAAAACCACCGCUGUUGUUUAUUCAAUCAAUUUAUAUUGGUGCAAAAAUAGUUUUUACAAAUCGAAAAUUUAUUUGGUUAUUUAUUAUAUAUCCAUUUGCAAUUUAUACACAUCGAUAUAUUGAAAAUAUUAUUGGUCCACAAGUUACAAGACGUUAUCUAAAUCGUUCGGAUUGGUCACAAAUCCUUGUUGGUGGUUCUAAUUUUGGAGAAUUACUAGGAGCUUUAUUUGUAUUUUGUUUUAAUGAUAUUAUUAAAAGUCCAAUAUUACCAGUGCGGUUUGAUGCUUUAAUGUUAUUGAUUAUUUGGUAUCUUCCAUUUUACUAUCCACCUGUUGAUCAAAUUAAAUAUGCUUGGAUUAUAGCAGCAUCAUUGAUACCAAUUGGAUUUACUUCAGCUAUCGGUAAUAUUUCUCUUGAUGCAUAUAUUCAAUCAUCUUUAACACGUCUUGAAUCAAAACAUAAAUAUAUAUCACCAUUAGGAGCUGUUGUAUCAUUUCUUUAUUCAACAUAUAUUGUUAUAUAUUCAAUAGCAAAUCCACUUCUUGGCAAACAUAUUGAUUAUGUUUAUAAUAAAACCGGAAAUAUUCAUUCAGCACUUAUUUAUGUAGCUGCUUUACAAUUAACAAUUAUUUUUAUUUUGAUGUUUGCUGCAACGUUUAUUCCAAAAGGUGCUAUUGCCUUUAAUCCAGUAUUAAUUGAUGAAGAUGAUGAAACUAUGGCGAAUGAUAAUACUGAAAAGUUAAAUAUGAUACUUGAUGAAAAUGUUGAUCGUGGUACAAUUGCGGAAACAAAAUAA